Drosophila ananassae is the source of this 2750-nucleotide messenger RNA. RefSeq names its product xenotropic and polytropic retrovirus receptor 1. Gene Ontology annotation, cellular component: cytoplasm; plasma membrane; Golgi apparatus. Lineage: Eukaryota; Metazoa; Arthropoda; Insecta; Diptera; Drosophilidae. The coding region runs from base 362 to 2386 and encodes 674 amino acids. The record is from RefSeq and is a predicted model, not a curated record. Gene Ontology annotation, molecular function: inositol hexakisphosphate binding. Gene Ontology annotation, biological process: cellular response to phosphate starvation; phosphate ion transport. The transcript has 7 exons.
UGGUUUCUUUGUUGUUGUUUCGCGUUUGCCCUCGACUGAUAUUCGUGAUUUUCGUUCGCUUGGCGGCGGGUGCGCGUUUUUAUUCGCCUUCCCGUUUCUCAGUUCUGUGAUAAGCCGUGUACUUAACAAAUCAGCGAUUGUUGACAAUCGCUAAUGGCCAGUGUUUUAGCCAGAGAGAUGCCAAAAUAAGCCUCGAAAUAGCAGUGUUUGGAAUUGUGCAGUGCAGUUGGCAGUGCAGUUGGCAGUGCAGUUAGCAGCGCAGCAGCAGCGCAUAUUUGCGCUUCAGUGCAGCGCCGAUCAACGGAACGGAUCCGGACUGAUCUGAACUGGUGGUGGCCUCUAGGAACAGUAGCUUCCCGCCAUGAAGUUCGCCGAGCACCUGUCGGCGCACAUAACGCCCGAAUGGCGGAAACAAUACAUCAACUAUGAGGAAAUGAAAGCCAUGCUGUACUUGGCCGUGGAGGAGGCGCCGUCGGUGGAGAGUGUGGAGGAUGAUGUCCUGAAACGGCACUUUGCCAACUUCGAUGAGAAUUUCUUCCACUACUGCGACAAGGAGCUGAAGAAGAUCAACACAUUCUACUCGGAGAAGCUGGCGGAGGCCACUCGCAAGUUCGCCACUCUGAACGCCGAGCUGAAGACCUCGCUGGAGGAGUCCGAGCGGAGUGCCAAGAAGUCCAAGGGCCAGAAGAAGAAUGCCGCUCUGCCGGAGAGGAAGGCCCGGGAGCUCAAGUUGGCCUUCAGCGAGUUCUAUCUCAGUCUGAUCCUGCUCCAGAACUACCAGAAUCUGAAUCAUACCGGUUUCCGGAAAAUACUCAAGAAGCACGAUAAGCUGCUGCGUGUGGAUAGCGGCGCCAAGUGGCGACAGGAGUAUGUGGAGGCGUCGCACUUCUUCACCAACAAGGACAUCGACAACAUCAUCAACGAGACAGAGACCACCGUCACCGGGGAGCUGGAAGGAGGCGACCGGCAGCGGGCCAUGAAACGGUUGAGAGUUCCACCCCUCGGCGAGCAGCAGAGCCCGUGGACGACCUUCAAGGUGGGCCUCUUCUCCGGCAGCUUCAUCGUCCUGGGCAUCGUGGUGGUGCUGUCGGCGAUCUUCCACGAGAUUAGCGGCGAGAAUCUGAAGGUCACCUUCCGGCUAUAUCGCGGUCCGCUGCUCAUCAUCGAGUUCAUCUUCCUCAUCGGCGUCAAUAUCUACGGCUGGCGGUCGUCGGGCGUGAAUCAUGUCCUGAUCUUCGAGCUGGAUCCGCGGAAUCACCUCUCCGAGCAGCAUCUCAUGGAGUUGGCGGCCAUCUUCGGUGUGGUGUGGACUCUGAGCAUGCUGAGCUACCUGUACAGCGCCAGUCUGGCCAUUCCGGCCUUCAUCAAUCCCCUGACACUCACCCUGAUCAUGGUCCUCUUCCUGGCCAAUCCCUUCCAUGUGCUCCAUCACGACGCCAGGUUCUGGCUGUGGAGGAUUACGGGACGUUGUUUGGCGGCGCCGUUCUUCCAUGUGGGCUUCGCCGAUUUCUGGCUGGGCGAUCAGCUGAACUCGCUGGUGACGGCCAUACUGGACUUUGAAUACCUCAUCUGUUUCUACUUCACGAACGGCAACUGGACGGAGGCACGCGACGCCUCCAUCUGCAUGGAGAAGGACUUCAUCAUCCGGCCGAUAGUGAACUGUUUGCCGGCCUGGUUCCGGUUCGCCCAGUGCCUGCGGCGAUACAGGGACUCCAGAGAGGCAUUCCCUCAUCUGGUGAAUGCCGGGAAGUACUCCACGACCUUCAUGGUGGUGAUCUUCGCCACUCUCAAGAGUUUCUACAGCUCUCACUACGCCAGCACUUUCGACAAUCCCUACACCUGGCUGUGGAUCAUCGCCUCCAUUGUGUCCUCCUGCUACGCCUACACCUGGGACAUCAAGAUGGAUUGGGGUCUCUUCGACAAGAAUGCCGGCGAGAACACCUUCCUGCGCGAGGAGGUUGUCUACUCCUCGACGGGCUUCUACUACUUUGCCAUCGUGGAGGACCUGGCGCUGCGGUUCAUCUGGGUGCUGUCCUUCUACCUCACCGAAAUGAAGAUAGUUAGCAGCGACAUAAUGACCUCAAUCACGGGCAUCCUAGAGGUGUUCCGUCGAUUCGUUUGGAACUUCUUCCGACUGGAGAACGAACAUCUCAACAACUGCGGCAAGUUCCGAGCCGUGCGCGACAUCUCGAUAGCACCGCUGGACUCCUCCGAUCAGGCCCUGAUCCUGCGGAUGAUGGACGAGGGCGAUGGCGUCAUCAAUCGCUAUACGAAGACCAACCGGCCAAAGCCGAAGAAGAUCAAGGAUCCGGAGAAGCGGAGUCUGUUGCAGCCGCGCGGCUCCAUGCCCGAUCUCCGGCUGGAUAUCGAUAGUAAAAAGUUGUAGGAUCGCCAUCGUCGUCCUCCUGGUCGUCCUGGUCGUUGCCUCAGUGCUUCCUAUACAUAUAUAUCUACUAUAUAUUCAGCGAUUUUGCGAUACGACUUGAGGAAACUGAAACAGAAACCGAAACUGAAACAGAAACUAAAACCACUAUCGUAAUUAAUUUUUUUUCUUAAUUUGUAAUCUGUAAUCUGUAAUCUGUAAUCUUUAAUUUGUAAUGUUUUUUGUGUGCGUUGUUUAGCUAAUUUUUUGUAUAUUUAGUAACUAAGUACUUAAAGUCGAGGAGCAAUAAUUAGUCCAUAAGAUUGUUUUUUUUUUAGCAUUCCAAUCGAUGCGGUUAACUAACAAGAAGCAACAAAAAAGACCAAAA